GGCGUAUUUCUUUAACCACACUAUGUAGUAUGUUAGUAUGCGGUUUUGGACAGAGCUGUUGUCUCAGGUGUUAAUCCGCCCAUAACGCCAUCAUAGGCAGCCAUGGCCCAGGACGGAGUUAUUUUGCAGUUCAGUUUCGCCACAUUUGGUGACUCCAUGCUUCAGAAGAUGGAUGCGCUUCGAAAGGACCAACGUUUCUGCGAUGUAAUUGUGCACAUUAAUGACGUCGAGAUUCCUGGUCAUAAAGUCGUGUUUGCUGCUGGCUCUCCUUUUCUCAGAGACCAGUUUUUCCUUCAGGACUCCCAUGAAGUUGAGAUAACAACACCGCAAGACGCAGAAGUUGGACGUAGACUCCUUCUCUCUUGUUAUACAGGGACACUUGAGUUCCCUGAGUUGGAACUUGUCCACUAUCUGACGGUGGCCAGUUUCUUACAGAUGGGCCACAUUGUGGAGCAGUGCACAAAAGCUCUGAAUAAGUUUAUUAAGCCUCAGAAAGUUGAGGAUCCCCAUGCUUCUCAUCAAACUUCCAGUGUUAGCACACAGCAGGAAGAACCACUACAUAUUCAAACAGUGUUUGAUGACGACGAAGAGGUGGACAACGUGAUUGAAGAUGAUAACGAUGAUGAUGUAAUCAUUGAACCAAGAUCACCUCCUAUGUUUCAGAGGAAAUGCCAAGGAGAGGAGAGCCCGAUCAAUAUCAUUAAAGUCGAAUCAGUGGAUGAACGAAUGCAGAUGUCUCAAAAUUUACAGAGUGGUCCUGCUCGGUCGCCGGCUCUGUGCUCCCCAGAGCCCCAGCACUCGCUCAUAAACUCCACAGUAGAGACACGGCCGGCCGAAAUGACCCCUAACGCCACUCUCGACUACGCACUUUCCUCUCCUGGUCCCAGUGGCUCAGGGAAAGAGAAUGUAUGGAGCUGCUCUCGGAAUUCUGACAAAGGCAUGCAAUGGUACCACCAGUGCCCAAAAUGCACCCGCGUCUUCCGCCAGUUGGAGAACUAUGCCAACCACCUGAAGAUGCAUAAGCUGUUCAUGUGUCUCCUUUGUGGCAAGACGUUCACACAGAAAGGAAACCUGCACCGGCACAUGCGCGUCCAUGCCGGAAUCAAGCCGUUCCAGUGCAAAAUUUGUGGCAAGACAUUCACGCAAAAGUGCUCGCUGCUUGAUCACUUGAACCUGCACAGCGGUGACAAACCGCACCGGUGCAACUACUGUGAUAUGGUGUUCGCCCACAAACCAGUCCUGCGCAAACAUUUGAAGCAAAUCCAUGGCAAGAACAGUUUUGACAAUGCCAAUGAAGGCAGCAUGCUUGAAGGGUUUUAAAUAUACUGUGGCUACUAAAGACUUGUUUAAAGACCUUUAUGGAUUAUAAACCUGAUAAAUUCCCCUGUAUAUAUGUUAAAACUCUGUAGGCACACUAACGGUUAAUAUGUACCCAUCAUACGAGCUCCAUAACGUGUGUUAUUGUGUAGUUAUUGGGUCAUUGUACUGUAUUCAAAAGCUGCUGUUUUGUAAUUGUUUUAUAUGAAUCCUCUGAAUUUCUGAAAAUCGUGAUUUCUUCAAGUUGGGCCUUUUAAAGAUGUAUUCAGCUUACAUUUUACCUCAAAGAAUCACAAUAAGUGUAUAAUCCUUUUAAUGACUGAGUGUUUAAAUGAUUACUUAUUUUAGUUAAAGCAAUUUGUAUAACAUCACCAGUCCCACUAGAAUGUGUUAAAAUGUUUUAAAAUUUAAGUUGUUGUAAUACGCUUGUGUUAUUUUUAAAACCAUACCUAGUCAGGUGACUUGGGGUCCUUAUAAUAUUUAAGGAACAAACACAGCUGAAAAAGAGAAGGAAACAAACGGUAUGUUUCUGCAAAGAAGAGACACACUCAAUCAAUCUUUGGCAAUACUUCAGGUUUCAAGCAGUACCCCUAAUUAUGCGCAUUUUCCAACAGAAAUGUAAUUUUUAUACUUAUUUAUUAGCAUUACAUUCCCCGGGAGCAUUAUGUUUUAUUUCUUUCAUUUAUAUGUAAACAUCCAAAGUAAAAAUAUAAAAAAAAAACUAUUCUGCAAGAUAAGCUGAAUACAUUUUUAACCCUUAACUUCUCAGAUGUAUGCUUCCACAACUGUAAUUCACUUUGGAUAAAAGCAUCAGCGUUUCUUUCCUGGAGAGAUAAUAGCCAUCCUUAACCAAGUGUUUUUAGUGGGACCUCUGCAAAAUACGCAUGAAACCUCAGUCAUGAUUCGUGUUGUUUUCUCAACUGUCUUUUCCAACAGUGUAAAUUUUUACGUAAACAAUUUUUAUUUUAUUUUACCGGCGAGGUUACUGGUGAACUUGUGAUUCAUUAAAUAUAGUGACAUAACGAAGA
Molecule: messenger RNA, 2345 nt
Organism: Clarias gariepinus (North African catfish)
Lineage: Eukaryota; Metazoa; Chordata; Actinopteri; Siluriformes; Clariidae
Gene: zbtb26
Product: zinc finger and BTB domain containing 26
Exons: 2
Coding region: 103-1320 (405 amino acids)
Biological process (GO): regulation of transcription by RNA polymerase II
Cellular component (GO): nucleus
Molecular function (GO): protein binding; RNA polymerase II cis-regulatory region sequence-specific DNA binding; DNA-binding transcription factor activity, RNA polymerase II-specific
Source: RefSeq, a predicted model, not a curated record